UCAGAACCGAGCAUCGGCGAUGUAACCCAUACGGCGGCGCCGGUAACCGCAAUCAAAGACUCUGUGGACAUUUGCUCAACGUAGUCUCUGUUUGCGUGGAAACGUGUCUCCCGCGUGCCACGAUGUUAAACACCGUCCCGCCGCCGGGAUCGGGCAACGUCUCUGCGGGCAACUGGAGCUGCAGCAAGAACGACGAUUUCAAGUACCCGCUGUACAGCACAGUGUUUAGCGUGGUGUUCGUGGUGGGCCUCAUCACCAACGCGGUGGCCAUUUACAUCUUCGCCUGCUCGCUCAAGCUGCGCAACGAGACCACCACGUACAUGAUGAACCUGGUGGCGUCCGAUCUGCUUUUUGUCUUCACGCUGCCGCUGCGCGUCUUCUACUUCAUCAACCGGAGCUGGCCCUUCGGCAGCGUGCUGUGCAAGGUGUCCGUGUCGCUCUUCUAUACCAACAUGUACGGCAGCAUCCUCUUCCUGACGUGCAUCAGCGUGGAUCGCUUCCUGGCCAUCGUGCACCCCUUCCGCUCGCGGACGCUGCGCACCAAGCGCAACGCCAAGCUGGUGUGCGCCGCCGUGUGGGCGCUGGUGCUGUCGGGCAGCCUGCCCACGGGCUUCCUGUUGGACACCACGUCGCGGCAGCGGCAGCGCGCCAACGCCACCUUUUGCUUCGAGAACUUUUCCUCCAGCCAGUGGAAGUCGCACCUGUCCAAGGUGGUCAUCUUCAUCGAGACGGUGGGCUUCGUCAUCCCACUGCUGCUCAACGUGGGCUGCUCCGUCAGGGUGCUGCAGACUCUGCGCCGCCCCCACAAGACGUUGAAGGGCUGCUUCGCCGAGUCGGUGGUGCGCACCAUCUACCCGGUGGCGCUGUGCAUCGCCGUCUCCAACUGCUGCUUUGACCCCAUCGUCUACUACUUCACCUCGGAGACCAUCCAGAACUCCAUCAAGAGAAAGUCGCUGGCGGGGCGGCCGUGCGACGCCAAGUUGUCCGAGGCGCUCCACUCGGAAUCCAGCUCCAACUUGCACUGCAGCUUGAGGAACCUCAAAGCCAAAAUGCUGCACGAGUCCUCGGUGUGACGCUUCUCUUUGACCCUCUACGAGCUCUCAAAUCCAAAAUCCAAUCCAAGGGAAACCGCCGCUGUGGAUUUAUGAGGCCCUCUCCACCCUUCUGCUGUGGAUUUUACUGACGUGCGGCCGCCUGGAGGGGAGUCAGAACACUUUUGGACUUGCUUUAUUUUUGCCACACUAACUUGGGACUCACUCGCUUGAAAGUCGAAGGUUAAAUCUUGAGACGGCACAUACCGUGCGGGCCUUUACUCCCACCUCUGAGAUUGAGGAAGUGAAGCGUCUCGCUCCGCUCGGGCGGGGAGUGCCAAGUUCCUGUGUGGAGGUUUGGUGCGGCAGUUGAGCGAAACCAUACGUGCUUUGCGGACACUUUUUUAGGUACACCUGCAUGUGUUAUCACAUCACAUCAAAGAAUAGAGACUGGUCAAUUCACUUCGAAUUUCAGUUUUGUCAGCAGGAAAUGAAGCGCGCUUUGUUUGGGUGAUGUUUUAAAGCGUGUCUGCGUGCUUGUGUGUAAAAUGAGUGUGUAAAUGUUUUUUGAAAGAAAUAAAAAAUGAUGUUACGUUUUACAAUA
This is a messenger RNA of Hippocampus comes (tiger tail seahorse), 1635 nucleotides long. It is a transcript of the gene lpar6a, whose product is annotated as lysophosphatidic acid receptor 6a. Lineage: Eukaryota; Metazoa; Chordata; Actinopteri; Syngnathiformes; Syngnathidae. Gene Ontology annotation, biological process: positive regulation of Rho protein signal transduction; phospholipase C-activating G protein-coupled receptor signaling pathway. Gene Ontology annotation, cellular component: plasma membrane. Bases 123 to 1073 code for a protein of 316 amino acids. Gene Ontology annotation, molecular function: lysophosphatidic acid receptor activity. The transcript has 2 exons. The record is from RefSeq and is a predicted model, not a curated record.